CAUCACACAGCACGUACAGGACAGCCAGGGGAUCAGGCCCAGCCAGCAUGGGUUUGUGAAAGGUUGCACAAAUCCAGAGAGCUGUGAUUUUUCCAGUCUUGUGUCUCCAUUGUUCUGUAUUCAUAAAGAACCAGCACCCCCUCCUGAUGAAUGUGGCGAGUUACACAGAUGGUCAUCAGCUACAGUUCCUGCCUAGAAAUCUUUAAACUGCUUCUAAAUUCUGCUCAGUUCAGCUCUUGUACAGCUACUCACACAGAGCUGGGGAAAAAGUCAGCUGGCCACCAGCUCAAAAGAUGGAUUUGAUUUCAGAAAUGACUGAACACAUGCCGCCUCCUCCAGCAAGCCAUGGGAGGACAACAUCAAUCUCCUCAGUAGCUGCAAGAGCGGGAUGUUCAUGUGCCCACUGCCAUCUCCCAAAACCUGUUAUCCCACUCGUGCCGAGAAGAUAAGGAAGAUGGGUAUUUACCUCACAUGCUCCAUCACCAAGAGACUGCUGGGGAGCUUGGACCACUCCAGGAGUUGGAUGACGCCAUGAAACCCACUGGACAUGUUGAAUCUUCUGCCAAAUCAUGUUUGCUCUUCUCAAGGACCUGUCCUGGAGAACUGGGUCGAGCUUCUGUCCCGCACCAGCAACAUGACGGUUGAGCGCUGUGAAUGUGGCCUCUAUGGCUUUCAUUCUCCUCUACUGAGUGCCCAGGGGCUCGUGAGCAUUCCGACAUCUGAUAAUUAUCAAGCCUGCGACAAAAAUACUCAGUUCACCGUCACCAGCGAGCCGUGGAUAGCACUGAUCGAAAGAGGCAAUUGCAGUUUUACUGAAAAAAUUCGGGUGGCAACCAGAAGGGGUGCAACAGCAGCCGUGAUCUACAAUUCACAAGACCAAGGCAACCGCCCUCUCACGAUGUUGCAUCCUGGUGCUGAAAAGAUUGUUGCAAUUAUGAUCGGCAACCUGAAAGGCAUGGAGAUCCUACGGCGGAUUCAGAGCGGCAUGAAAGUGACAAUGCUCAUCGAGGUGGGGAAAAAGCGCAGCCUCUCCAUGAAUAUCUUCACCAUCCUCUUCAUCUCGGUGUCGUUUUUCGUUGUUGCAGCAGCAACCUUGGGCUGCUACGUCUCUUACUCUGCUCGGAGACUCAUUGUUGCAAGGGCCCAGUCCAGGGAGCAGCGACGACUACGGGCCAGGGCUAAGAAGGCCAUUGAGGAGAUGCAGCUGCGCACCCUGAAGGAAGGGGACAAGGAAAUUGGUCCAGAUGGGGAUUCCUGUGUUGUGUGCUUUGAACAGUACAAGCCAAACGAUGUAAUGCGUGUUCUGACUUGCAACCAUGUCUUCCACAAGACCUGUAUUGACCCCUGGCUUCUGGAACAUGGGACGUGUCCACUGUGCAAAUGUGACAUCCUCAAGGUUUUGGGUGUUGAGAUGGAUGUAGAAAGACGGUCUGAGUCUGUGCAAGCCUCAGGAUCCAGUGGGCAGAGACCUGUAUCCACUGUCACCACGGUUAAUGAGGACGAUAAUCUCAGUGAGACAGCGUCAUCUGGAUAUGAUUCUGUACAGGGCCCGGAUGAAUCUGCUCAGGAAGCACAUGCACCAUCAGAAAGUGACAACGCACCUCCUGUAAAUGAAGAGUCCCAGCCCUCCACUGUGACUGCCCUUUCACAAGGUGACAACCCAGGUUUUGAGGGAGAUGAAACGCCAGUUUCUGAGGGCAGGAUCGUUUGUGAAGUCACGCUCUAAGGACGUGCCCAGCAACACGGUGCAAGCCUUCUGCAAGGAGCUGCCUACUGCCAUUCCAUAUUAUACCAAAAAUUGCAAGACUGUUGCAGAAAAUACUGCGUUGGCAAUGUUUAGAUAAAUAGACUUGUUCAAAUCAUAAUUGUAUGGUUUGCCUUUCUUAAAACUGCAUUUCCCAUGUGAGUUUUAGCACUCUUCAGAUAAAGGUGUCUUAAAUAUAAAGAAAACCAGCAGAUUCUAACGCUAAAAAAAAAGUUCCAUCUUCAACAAAGCUUCUCUUCAGUGUUUGAGCUGUUUAAAUGAGAAGAUUCUUUAUUGUUGUAGCUGUCUCUACUGGGAAUCGUUUUGAGUUGGGUUUUUUCGUUGUUUAUUGUUUUAAUUCAAGUGGAUUUUCAUUGUAAACAAAUUGAUUUUGAUUUGGUCUAAUGCUUAUUUACUACACACAGUUUUUUUAAAAACAGCACUGUAUUUAACGUUUCAGUGCACUAAUUUGAUAGGAGAAAGUGCGAACUAAUGCUUGUAAAACUGGAUUUCGUCCACAGUGUCUUUGGUUCUCUAGUAAACCAACUGAUUCUCUACCUCUCAACUCCAACCUGCCAACCACACAUUCCUAAAGGGGAAGAAAAGAAAGCUGCAAGCUGACAGGCCAAAUCUGACUUGCACAGUACUGUAAAGGGAACAACUCCGGGAACUUUUCAAGCCUUGUUAAUGUUAAACAGUCUGAAAGAUCCUCAAGUGAUUUGGGGACUUAUAACCAUCUCUAGCACCAGCAACAUGCCAGAAUCCUGGCUUUGUGGGAGUCUGGGAUGACUUCAGAAAGAGUAAAUUGAAGAUGAAAAGAUAGAUUCUUCCCAAAGGAUCUGCUGUGUUUUGUCCAGAAAACGAUCCAGCCUCUGAAAAAUGCUGCACUGUUGCCGUGCGUUGUCUUGCUCAAGUGCACAAGCUGCAGGGAGAGCUGACGUCCUGUGAGUGUGACAGAGGGUUGGAGAAGCUGUCUGCCACCUGCGUGGAGUUGGGAUGGGGUCAAGGAGGAGCACUGGGUGCCUCAAUAGUAAGUGACUUGGCCUUGCCCAGCAAAGGUAACUAAGGACGUCUUACAAAUGCACUUUAUUUUUUUACCUCUGUCUCUCUGACUAGUUUCUAAUAUUAGCAGGACUUUGUCUUAAAACCUGCAAUAAAGAACUUCAGAAUCUGGAGGGGAAAAGCAAUGCAUUUUAUUAGUUGUAGUACAAAUUAAAUGGUUGUAAAUAUUUCGUAAUUUGUAUUGAAUUUGAAUAUGAAAAUGUAAAUAAAACUCUAUUUUUGAUGA
This is a messenger RNA of Myiozetetes cayanensis, 3032 nucleotides long. It is a transcript of the gene RNF128, whose product is annotated as ring finger protein 128. The transcript is spliced from 11 exons. Lineage: Eukaryota; Metazoa; Chordata; Aves; Passeriformes; Tyrannidae. The coding region runs from base 548 to 1726 and encodes 392 amino acids. The record is from RefSeq and is a predicted model, not a curated record.